UUGCCUAAACCUACCGUCAAAUGGAUUAGUUCUAAAGGAAAGGUAACUCAAGGAGAAGUCCUAAAUUUGUCAAACUUCCGAUCCGGAAGUAGUGAGAAUUAUGAGUGCAUUGCAGACAAUGGUAUCGGAGACUCACUGAAGAAAUCAAUUAAUGUCUUCUUUAGCGUUCCGGCAAAGUUUGACGAAAAGUAUAGUUUAAUUCAAGUGAAGAAGGGAGAGAGCGCUCGACUCAAGUGUAAUGUUUCCGGAGAUCAACCCCUGGCUAUCAAAUGGACUAAAGAUAGCAUCAAACUCGAGAAACUAGGCUCUCAUACUUAUGAAAUCUUUGAGGAGACGACAGACUUCGGUCUCGUGUCGGAGCUGUUGUUGAGAACCACCCAAAGGACUGACGGAUCGAUAUAUAAAUGUGAGGCCGAGAACACACACGGGAAGGACGAGCGCACUAUCAAACUGGUUGUGCUCGAGGUACCCGGCCCACCGAUGAACGUUCACGUGAAGGAGGUCUGGUCCCGAACGGCUAGUAUCGUGUGGUCGGCCCCCUAUUCAGGCAACUCUCCGAUCAUGAAAUACACGAUCCAGUAUUGGCGACAUCAGAGCGCACCGCAUCGACUCCAUGAGUUCACAGUCACCAGUUCCCAGACCACGGCACUCAUCAAAGACCUCAGCCCUGGCCUGUCCUACGAGAUGACUGUCGUCGGCGAGAACGAGGUCGGGAGGGGUGAGGCCGCAGACACCGUCACCUUCGUUACCGGCGAGGAGGAGCCCUCCGCCCCGCCCAACGACAUCGCCGUUGAGGGCAAAGGGCCGACGACUAUACGGGUCACGUGGAGAGCGCCUACUAAAGAGCACUGGAACGGUGUUAUCAAAGGCUUUUACGUCGGGUAUCGUAAAGCACGGGAGAGUAGCCAUCCCUUCACUCUGAAACUGGUUGAGUCAAAACCGGUACAAAACGGCAAAAACCCCGAAACGGAAACUUAUGAAUACUUUUUGCGAGACUUACUGAAAGGCAAUGAAUACGCGAUUGUCGUGAAGGCCUACAAUUCGGCGGGCAGUGGACCCCAGUCUCACGAAAUGCUUGUCCACACAUACGAUGGAGACCUACCGCCGGCUCAACAGCUCAACGCCAUCGAGUCGACCGAGACGUCCAUUACUGUGCGCUGGCAUCAGAAAGAUCUGCGAGAAACCCAAACCCCGACCAAUAGCUAUACGAUUCACUACCAACGGGAAGGGGAGCCCAAGUGGAAGGAAAUACCGUUGACUCAGUUGACGACACCCACCCCUAUGUCCGAUGGGAAUACAUUGGCCUCAUAUACCUAUGUCCUGCAAAAUCUUGAGGCCGGCGUUCAGUAUAGGGUAUUCAUCACUGCCCUCAACAGAUACGGGUUCAGCGAUCCGAGUAAUAUAGUGGUCACCCGUACGGAGGGAGAUAUAAAAGUACUUCAAAGUGAGAUAUUCAACCAAUUCUUCAACGACGGCCCCUAUUAUCUGCAGCCGUCGUUCACAAUACCGCUAUUGUCUGCGGCAGUCAUUGUUAUUAUUGUCAUUAUAUCGGCGUUUGUUUGCGUCCGAAGGAUAAACAGGAGUCGAGCCGCCGCUGAAGGCUUUAUAAUGGAUAGCGCGACCCUUCACAAGCAGUUCGCCGGCCAUAUGGGAACGACACCCCGUUAUAUGGACUUCGAUAAGACCAGUGGUAAGCCGCUGAUGAUGACGGAGGCGGGCAAUGCAUACCCGACACCCUAUGCGACGAUGCCUAUGGGAUGUGGCGAUGGAUCUCAACCUUGGGAACGACCCCUACCGCAGCCAUCGAUGAUGAAAGGCAAUCACAUCUACGAUCAUCCACAGUAGGAUUACCCUCCCUGACGCCCACCCAGACAGCCAUACCACUCAAAAACCUAUU
Messenger RNA from Oppiella nova, 1897 nucleotides. NCBI's taxonomy places the organism in Eukaryota, Metazoa, Arthropoda, Arachnida, Sarcoptiformes, Oppiidae. The record is from the annotation of a GenBank genome assembly.